CGGUCAGAGUCUGGAAAUGCCGGUCGGAGUGAAACAAGCGACAGCGAUAUGACAGUUUGUAAUUUUUUCCUCCAGGGCCGCUGUCGUUACGGCGACAAAUGCUGGAAUGAGCACCCGAGAGGAGGUAGAGGAGGAGGAGGAGGAGGAGGAGGUGGCGGUGGUGGUGGGAGAAGAGACAAUGUGAAGAGUUCAGAAUUCAGCUUCUCCCAAAACAGAUUUUCAGCUCUCAAUUCUCCCAGCACCUUUGAUAAGGGAGGAAGAGGAGGAGGAACAGCUGGUGAUGAGGAUGACGAGAAAAAACUUGAGGUGAUCCAGGCUGACAUUGAGAUUUGGGAGAGCUCAGGCCAGUGGGGAUUCUCAUGUUAUUCCUGCACUAAAACGCCGGUAUCAGGCUUCACUGAUCUCUCUCCAGAAGAGCUUAGGCUGGAGUAUUACACCACAAGAGCUUCAGGAGAUCUGCAGAACUAUAUCAACGGUGUCAAUCAGUUGCUCAACCAGUGGAGAAACAGAAUCCAGGAACUGAAGAUUAUGAACGCAACCACCCGUGCAGCUUUGCUCGCAGAGUUGAGUAAUCCGACACCUCAGGGAUCUUCAAGUGACUUUGGUGGAUCUGGAUCCCAUACAUUUGGCUUUGGAAGCAAAGACUUUGGGGCUCCAGCAGCAGUCCAGGCCAGCAGUUUCACCUUUGCUGCUCCAAGCGGUGGAUUUGGGUCCUCGGAGACACCAUCGUCCUCAGGUGGUUUUGGCAGCGCCUCAGCAGCGUCUGCACAGCCUCCCUCUGGGUUUGGUUCCUCCUCGUCUAAUUCAGCGUCCACUUUCUCUUUCGCCGCCUCAAACGCCAGUAAACCACCGACCGCUUCAGCAUUUGGAUCUGCCUCCGAGUUCAGCUUCUCAUCGAGCACCGGUGGGGGAUUCGGGACUGGUUUUGGGACUGAAGCAGCUGCUACAUCAGGAGGCAGCGGUGUGUCUGGACAGACAAGUGGAGGGUUUGGGCCAACUCCUGUAGCAUCUGCUAGUGGGACAUCAGACAGUCUGUUUUCCACCAAAAGCAGCCUGACUCCAGAGGAAUUGGACCAGUUCAAGGCUAAAAGGUUCACUCUCGGUCAGAUUCCUCUAAAGCCUCCUCCAGCCGACAUGCUGAUUGUUUAAUUUUAAAAAGGCCUUAAAGUGAAAAAUAGAGACAUAAAUGAAAAGUGUUUGUUACAACCAAAUAUAUAUUUCUCAUUUUCAAUCAUAGCUCAUAUUUAAUAUUUGAGGUCAAUAUGAACACAGAAAAGUCUGUUUGGUUUCUGUACAAGUGCUUUAUGCUGAGCUACUUGGACAAUAUUUUUAAGUGAUGAUUUUGUCAGAAAUGUCUUUUCUAGAUUAUUAAAUGAUGGGAUGUUUGCACACGUUCUAACUAAUGACAAUAGUGGCAUUUACUGGUUAAGAAUAGAAUGUGUUCAACUUGAAUAGUGCAACAAAAAUAACAUGUUCAGUUUUAAACAAAAUACUUUUUUUUUUCUUUAAAUUUCUGAGCAGUUCAGAAGUCAAUAUUUGGUGAAAUAUGCCUGAUUUUUCAAUCCCUGCUUUGUAUGUUGCAUCUUGGCAUGUUUUGCACCAGUGUUUGAUAGUACUUUUGGGUGCAAAAUAAUCAAGCCCAUACCUCGUGGCCAUCUGUCUUUGAUCACAUUUGAGAGUUUAGAAAUUUAGAGUGGUCUGUGAAAUUUUCCAUAACUGUUAACACAAGAGAGAUGACAUUAAACCAAGAAAAACAACAAAAUGUGUCUUUGUAAGAGCAACAUUGGCCUGACUUUGCAUUGGUUCUACAAGUUUGUAAACUUGGGAUGGAAGAGGAGAAUAGAAAAGAACAGAAUACAGUAGAUCUUUAUUAUUCACCAAAGUGCAGGUGAAGAACACCAACAGCUCUUGAUGUGUAGAAUAACUUUAAUAUAGCUACACCAGUGUUUUAAAAAUACAUAAUCAGCUCCAUUUUAAAAAGGAAUUAAAUUUUAAAAAGAAGCACAAUCCUAUACAUUAACAUGCAUCCACUCCAGGAACGAGGAUAGAAUAGUGUCCUGUUGAAAACAGCUGACAUGCUAGAGCCAUAAGCAUUGUUCAUUUAAGGGCUGGGACUUGAAUAUUUUUAUGAGAAAAAACAUUAAAAAAAAAAAAAAACUUGACACGAGAAAAGUUGUAUUUAAAAGUUUGUGUACAAUGCUAUUAAUCAUGAAAAUAUAAAUAACUAAAAUAUACAGUAUAUAAAACUGAAAAUACAUCAUAAAUAUUUGUCAGAUUUAUCAUAAGAGAUGUCAUGAAAACAUACAAUUAAAAAUAAUUAUUAAAAAAACCAUACAUUGUGCAGUCAUUCGUGAAACAGUGUAUGUGUGGGAUCUACCAUAAGAACUCAUUAAAUGAGAAAUCCUCAUUCAUGCCCCCUUUGGAUUAAAGUUUGAAGGUGGGAAACCCAAAAUGCCACUAGAUUUUCACCACUAAUUUGAAAAAUACACUACUGG
Molecule: messenger RNA, 2495 nt
Organism: Sphaeramia orbicularis (orbiculate cardinalfish)
Lineage: Eukaryota; Metazoa; Chordata; Actinopteri; Kurtiformes; Apogonidae
Gene: nup42
Product: nucleoporin 42
Exons: 7
Coding region: 49-1149 (366 amino acids)
Molecular function (GO): metal ion binding
Source: RefSeq, a predicted model, not a curated record